GACGCCGAGAGUGAGUGUAUCGCUUUUAUCUGAAUCCUCAUCUUGGCAACAAAAAUUGGCAAAAAUGGGCAAUCAAUUAGUGGGCAUUGCGCCCAGCCAAAUAUUUCCGGUAGAACACUAUUUGACAGAUCACAGCGAUUUAUUAUUCGACGUGAAUUUAGGAAGCACUAGAUUCUUCAAAGUAGCUCGGGCCCGUAGCCUGGAGGGACUGAUAGUUGUAAAAGUGUUCGCAAUUCAUGAUCCAACAUUGCCAUUAUCUACUUAUAAGGACAAACUGGAGGAGAUCAGGUCAAAGUUAGCCUCCGCUGUCAACUGCCUACCGUUUCAACGAAUGAUCCUCACAGAAAAAGCAGGCUCAAUAAUGCGGGAGUAUGUCAAAUAUUCUCUUUAUGACAGGAUCAGCACUAGGCCAUUUUUAACGAGCAUAGAGAAAAAGUGGAUCACUUUCCAAGUAUUAUACGCUCUUAAUCAAGCCCAUAAGUUUGGUGUUUGUCAUGGUGACAUAAAAUUGGAAAAUAUUAUGAUAACUAGUUGGAAUUGGAUAUUACUCACGGAUUUUGCUAGUUUUAAACCAACGUAUUUACCAGAAGAUAAUCCUGCAGAUUUUUCGUAUUUUUUUGAUACUUCCAGGAGAAGAACAUGUUACAUAGCGCCCGAAAGAUUUGUGAAAACAUUAUCUUCAGAAUUGAGCAAUACAUUGUUAUUACCAGAACAAGAAGUAAAGACAGGUGAUUUGCAUCCGAUGAUGGAUAUUUUUUCUGCAGGUUGUGCUUUAACAGAGUUGUAUAAUGAAGGGCAUCCACCAUUCGAUUUUUCACAACUUUUGGCAUAUAGGAACAACGAGUAUUCUGUGAGCAAACACUUGGACAGUAUAGACGAUCCAGGGAUACGUGAGCUGCUUAGUUCAAUGCUGGAAAGAAAUCCAACAAAUAGGAAAAGCGCAGAGAUCUAUCUGGCUCAAACUCGAGGUACCAUCUUUCCGGAAUAUUUUUAUUCCUUCCUCCAGUCUUACAUGCUUAUUUUCUCCGCUGCUCCGAUUUUAUCACCGGACGAGAAAAUAACACGGUUGAAAAAGGACAUUGGUAAUAUUAUAAGUAUACUAAAGGCGGAAGACAGUGAACGGAUGAAAACGAGCGAAAUAAAACCCGCGGAAACCGCAAAAUCUGGUCAAUGUGAGAGUAAUGUGGAAUCAAUUAAGGACGAUUCUGGUCACAGCGAAGAAAAUACGAUGGUAGAAGUCGACAGCGAUCAAAGUUCCGAUAAGACCGAUUUGAAUCAAAUUGAUAUGAAGAGCACAGCACAAGAUAUUGGCAGUGAUAUUCAAGUGGACGCAGAGCCAGAGAUUAAGUCCGAAGAUAGCAAACAAACUUGCGACGCGGAAUCCAAGAAGUCAAUUUCUACCUCGAGUGAAAUUCUAGAAGGGCUUGUUAUCAUAACUCAACUUGUUACAUCUUGCAUAAGAGGAUUGCAUUACUCGCAAUCCAAAUUGCACAGCUUAGAGAUAUUAUUAGAAUUGGCUGAAAAUGUUUCUGACGAGACAAUUCUUGAUAGAAUAUUACCUUAUAUCUUCCAUUUGGUUCAUGAUCCGGCGCCGCGGGUAAGAGUAUCAGCGAUACACACUUUAACGAAGUGUUUACAUCUUGUAAAAUCGAUACCAUCUUCGGAUGUAAACAUAUUUCCUGAGUACAUUCUACCAGGUUUAGCGCACAUAACUCAAGACGAGGCAGUUAUUGUUAGAGCAGCUUAUGCGGAGAAUAUUGCUCAUUUGGCGCACAUCGCUCUGCGUUAUUUAGAAAACGCUCAUCUGUCUAACUUGGGCAACAAGGAAGGACCAAAGCCUAGUUAUGACAGCGAACUUCAAACCUUGCACGAAAUGGUCCAACAAUCAGUGUCUAUGUUGUUAACAGAUCCCAAAAAUUUAGUAAAACAAACGUUAAUGGAAAAUGGAAUAAACAAAUUGUGUGUGUUUUUCGGAAAACAGAAAGCCAAUGAUAUUUUACUUAGUCACGUUAUCACGUUUUUAAAUGACAAAGAGGAUAAGGAACUGAGAGGCUCUUUUUUUGAAUGCAUAGUAGGUGUAGCCGCUUAUGUCGGUUGGCAUAGUAGUCCCAUAUUAAUGCCACUUCUGCAGCAAGGUUUAUCUGAUCCUGAAGAAUUUGUAACCACAAAGGCCAUAAAUGCCAUGGCAACACUUACAGAAUUGGGUCUACUACAUAAAUCUGCUCUUUAUCAAUUAUUAUCAGAAACUAUGGUCUUCCUGGUCCACCCAAAUCUUUGGAUACGUCAUGCAACCGUCGGCUUUAUUUCCGCGGCAGCAAGAACUCUGAAUGUGGUAGACGUCCAAUGUAAAGUUCAAACGAUGCUCCAACCAUAUCUGAAACAUUCAUUGAUCCAGAUAGAAAAGGAGAUUUUAUUGCUCGAGGCACUUGUUCCUCCUAUAUCUAGAAUCGUAUACGAUUCCGUGGUGAAGUAUAACGAUGUGGAGGAACUAUUCCAAGUACUUGAACAGAGGCAGGCAGCUAGAGCGAAAGCCAUAACGGGUGUAGUAUCGCCGCAAUACAACGACAUGAGUACCUCUUUAAAAAAUCUUUUUAGGCGUUUGAGUUCGGAAUCAAUGACUGAGGCAGUUGAGGAUCAAUUGCUAAUCAUGAAACCUCACUUGAUGAAGAUCAACAAGUAUCGCAAUUCCGCGGACACGAAGCAAAAUGCUAUCAAGCCCGUGGAUGGUAAACUGGAGUUAAGUCCAGUGAAAGAUAGAAUAAGACAUCAUGUCGUCGUAUUAUAUCCUGAUACUAAAGGAGACUUAACCCUGCCACCUUUCAAGAGAUUGGAUCGAAGAACAUCGGAGACUGUUGGUACAUACGCAACAAUGAAUCAAGAAUGGCGUACGAUGUUUGCAGCUCAAGAUAACGCUCAACAUGCUAUUGUUAAAAUGUCAGACAUGACCGGAAGCAGUGGCAGUCCCAGCCAGAGCAUACACAGUGGAGACAUCCAUUUAUCUCCGCAUCAUUGUCUAUCAGAUAUGACUAGCAUUAAUUCUCUCAUGAACGAUCAUUCGCUUCACGAGCGAUCUUAUAUACAAUAUAGAUGUGCGCCCUGCCGGUUAGAAGUACGGCAAUUAACGUAUCGGAAACAAGAGCAACAUGCAGCAGUGUUAAGAGCAAAACGUUGGGCUAACAAUAUCGCUUGCGAAGCUGGCUCCACAUCACUGCCAAAGGAUUGGAGACCUCGAGGAGUUCCCGUCGCGCAUCUCCAUGAGCACAGAGCUGCAGUGAAUAGAUUAGUUUCGAUACCGGACACUAACUUGUUCGCAAGUAGUUCCUCCGACGGAUGUAUUAAAAUUUGGGAUGCCAGUAAGAUGGAGGGACGAAAUAUUGCUAAUCGUUCUAGGCAAACUUACAUGCAUAGAGGAGGCCCACUGGUUGGCUUAACUGUGUGCGACCAAGGGCAAUCUUUAGCAAGCUCUGCGAGCUCGUCUGGAACAGUAUUCGUACUUCGGAUUGAGCCAAACUCGAGUAAAAUGAGCCUGAUUGGCACUCGUCAAUUAGAUCCCCAGGAAGAAGGAAGUGCUGUUGAUCUACAGUAUCUAGAUUCCGGCUCGCAAUCGGUUCUUGUAUAUGCCUCAUUGUAUGGAUCGCUGGUAGGUUGGGACUUACGAUGUCCCGGCACAACAUGGCGCUUAGAAAAUGAUUUAAAGCAUGGAGUCAUCACAUCGUUUUGCGUAAACAGUCAUCAGCAGUGGUUGACCCUUGGCACGAGUUCCGGUAUCCAUACCUGUUGGGACUUGAGGUUUCAACUGCCAAUAACGAGUAUCAAGCACCCAACAGGCGCCAGAGUACGAAAGGUAAUUACGCAUCCGACAGAGCAUUCGUGGAUAAUUUCAGCUGUACAAGGUAACAAUGAGAUAUCUAUGUGGAAUCUGGAGACCGAUCAACGACAGAUGGUUCUAUGGGCAUCAAAUGCCCCGCCGUUGAGUCGUACUCAAGCCGGUCACACUGUAUGUGCCAUGUACACUGGAUGCAUCGAUUGUUCGGGCUUCCUUUUAGCCGGCGGCACCGAUAUGCGAUUACGCUUCUGGGACUUUGAUAGACCCACCGCAUCUUACGUCGCUCUGCCCGCCGCUAACGAUGUCCUCACUCCAAAUUCAUUGGCAUACGAUUUACGUUUGAUAGACGGAACGAACGUCGUGCAGGAGGUAUUGGUGGAUGACGAUUCUAAUCCGUUGUCUGGAAGUGACACAAGAGGAAGAAACAUGGAGGAAAGCGGUCCCGAGACUCCACCCUCCGGUCAGCACGACACGAUCUCCGCCGUGGCUAUGUCGAAUACGUGCAUUCUCACCGGCAGCACAGAUGGUUUGAUACAAGUCUGGAAAUGAUUGUUCUUCUCGGUCCAAAAUUCGAUUACAAAGUUCCUCGCACAGGCGAUAAAAGAGUUUACCAGUGUAAUGCGGAAUUUCUUCCCGGUAAUAACGAAACCAUUGUGAUCCAAGUAAGAAAUAAGUUAUUUUAGAAUUCAGAUAAAUUAUCCAGCAAUGCCGGACAUUGAUCGUGAUAUAAUUUAUUUAAGGGUAGUCACUCGGAGGAAUUGUGAUGGCGAUGUAAUUAUGAUAUAACAAUUCCCAUUUUGACAAAAAAACUUGACAAAAAAA
Molecule: messenger RNA, 4648 nt
Organism: Mycetomoellerius zeteki
Lineage: Eukaryota; Metazoa; Arthropoda; Insecta; Hymenoptera; Formicidae
Gene: Vps15
Product: vacuolar protein sorting 15
Exons: 17
Coding region: 65-4375 (1436 amino acids)
Biological process (GO): late endosome to vacuole transport; protein phosphorylation; macroautophagy
Cellular component (GO): phosphatidylinositol 3-kinase complex, class III, type II; late endosome; nucleus-vacuole junction
Molecular function (GO): ATP binding; protein binding; protein serine/threonine kinase activity
Source: RefSeq, a predicted model, not a curated record